CCCGCUGGACGCUCUCAAACCACCUGUAGCGGAUCUGUGUCCUCCAACGGAAAUAAACCUCCGAAAGCCACCGAGAUACCGGGCAUAAAGCCCCUGUGACGGGAGACAUCUUCUGUUUUCAUUAUUUUUCUUAUAUCAUCAUCGUUUUGUAUUUAUAUGAAGGUUAUUUAAGAAGAGAACUAUGUUACUGACGCACCGACUCUUCUUCCUAUUGAUAUUAAUCUCGACUUCAGCUGUAAUAGAGAUAGAUGCAAAUGCCACAAACUCACCCAUUGGAGCUCCCGCCACGACUGUUGCAACAAGCAUUCCAUCUGGGAAUACAAAUACAGCAUUCCCAAACAAUGCUACAACUUCAGCUUUGUUGACAACACGUCGUGGUGAUGUCACUUCUCUACUCUCGUCUACUCAAGACAGCAUUUCAAGCUCAUCCACAACUUCCCUAGUUAAUGCUACAAGCUCAUCAGUGAGUACACCAGGAAAUGCCACAACUUCACCUGCACCUGUAGCCAACACCACAACUCCACUUGAACCUACAGCGGGGAAUGCAACAGCCAAUCCUGUAACUGCACCAGGGGACAACACAACUACUCAUUUCCCUGAGCCAACUCCACCCCACACUACAAGUGGCAAUUACACAACUCCUCCCAAUAACACACCAGGCUACACCACUGCUCCAUCAAUUACAACACCAAGCAAUGUCACAAUUACUGCGCAAACCACUUCAGGUAACGAUACAACUGCAAACUAUGCUACGACGUCACCCUCAGCCACACACUUACCAACACCAGAGAACAACACAACAGGAAACGCUACCACACCACCCAUCACUACACCAGGGAACUUUACAACAGGGGAUUCUACUGUACCAGCCCUUACUACACCAGUAAAUGCUACUACACCACCCUUUACUACAUCAGGAAGCAAUACAACAGGCAACGCUACUGCACCACCCAUGACUACACCAGUAAAUGCUACUACACAACCCUUAAUUACACCAGGGAAUGAUACAACGGAGAGUGCUUCUAGACCACCCAUGACUACACCAGUGAAUUCUACUAUACCCUCCUUUACUACACCAGAAAGCAAUACAACAGGAAACGCUACUGCACCAUCCAUGACUACACCAGUAAUUGCUACUACACAACCCUUAACUACAUCAGAGAACAAUACAACAGGUAAAACUUCUGCACCAUCCAUGACUACGCCAGUGAAUGCUACUACACAUCCUUUAACUACUCUAGAAAACAAUGCCACAGUAAAUGCCACCACACCAUCUAUGACCACACUAAUAAAUGCUACUACACCACCUAUAACUACACCAGGGAGCAAUACAACAGUAAAUGCUACUACACCACACAUGAGUACAACAACGAACAAUGCCACAGUAAAUGCUACUACACCACACAGUACUACACCAGGGAGCGAUGCAACAGUAAAUGCUACAACACCACCCAUAACUACACCCUGGAACCAUACCACAGUAAAUGCAACUACAUCACCCAUAACUACAACAGGGAACAAUACCACAGUGAAUGCUACUACACCACACAUUACUACACCAGGGAGCAACACAACAGUAAAUGUUACAACACCACCAAUAACCACACCAAGGAACCAUACCACAGUAAAUGCAACAACACCACCACCCAUAACUACACCCGGGAACCAUACCACAGUAAAUGCAACAACAACACCCAUAACUACACCAGGAAGCAAUACCACAAUAAAUGCUACUACACCACAAAUUACUGCACCAGGGAGCAACACAACAGUACAUGCUACUACACCACUUACUAGCACACCAGGAAGCAAUACCACAGUAAAUGCUACUACACCCUCCAUAACUACACCAGGGAGCAAUACAACAGUAAAUGCUACUACACCCUCCAUAACUACAACAGGGAGCAAUACAACAGUAAAUGCUCCUACACCACACAUUACUACACCCGGAAACAAUUCCACAGUAAAUGCUACAACACCUCCCAUUACUACAACAGGGAGCAACACAACAGUAAAUGCUACCACACCACCCAUUACUACACCAGGGAGCAACACAACAGUAAAUGCUACCACACCACCUAUUACUACACCAGGGAGCAACACAACAGUAAAUGCGACAACACCACCUAUUACUACACCAGGGAGCAAUACCACAGUAAAUGCGACAACACCACCCGUUACUACACCAGGGAGCAAUACCACAGUAAAUGCUACUACUCCACCCAUUACUACACCAGGGAGCAAUACCACAGUAAAUGCUACCACACCACCACAAUCUACUCCAGGGAAUACUACUCUACCACCCAUAACCAACUCAACAACUGGACCCAUCGUAUCUACUACUAACCCAACUAACACCACCACAUCAGGUACUUGUCCUACAGUGCCCUGCCCAUCACUCAGUGUCUGUGUGAACUCUGUCUGCCAGUGCUUGGCUGGAACUGUUCUUUUAAAUAAUAUUUGUGUGGAAACUAAAACCUUUGCUAGUUCACUACGAGUGAACCGCACUUUUGAUGAUGCCAUGAAUGAUCCCAAGUCACCUCAAUUUCAGGGAAUUGCAAAUGAGAUCAUGGCUGCGGUAAAUGGAGCCAUGCGUAACCAGAAAAACUACAUUAACUGUACAGUGAUUAAAUUGACGCCUGGCAGUGUAGUGGCCACAGUAAACACAUUUUUUGAGCCCAACUCUCCAGUCACCCAGGAAUCGGUUUCAUCUGCCAUAACUACUGCUAUACAACAGUGCAAUAACACAAAUUGUGGGAUACUUGCUGGUGCACAAUAUAGGGAAACUAGUCUGUGUGCCCAAAAUCCUCCUCCUUGUGAUACCGAAACUACAGUGUGUAAUACUAAAGAUGGGUCUGCCUUCUGUACCUGUGUAACUGGUUACGUCCCCAGUCCUUACCAGGUCAAAAGCUGCAGUGCUUGCCCAAGUGGCUCUAAAGCACAUGAAAAUAAAUGUGUGCCAUGUUCAUUUGGAUAUUCUGGAUUCAACUGUAAUGACUCCUCUCUGUUGGCUCUAGUGGUGGUGGCCUGUAUAUUAGGGGGUCUUCUGCUCAUUGCGAUUGUGGUAGCUAUCAUCUACAUCUGUAGGAGCAAGAAGAAGCCAGACAUCAAUUACUUCAGCAGCCCGUACCCUGCUGGGGACUACCGGACCCAUUGGUCUUCUCAGGAGGUCCGCCAUAUCCCCCGUGCCACUCUCACAUCCACCUCCAGCCAUGAUGCCUCUGGAAACAGUCUGGAGAUGUCUGAAGCAAUGGGCAAGAAAGGGCACAGUAACGGAUUGAAGAUUGGAGGAAAGACGGGCUCAUAUGAUCUCGCAUCAGAUGGCAUGAGGACCUUUAAAGACCCGAACCCUACACGGUACUCUUAUCUGGUGGGUCAUGAAAACCCCUAUUUCAUACCGGGGGACGAGAAGCGAUGAGGAACGCAGAAGAGGAAAGUAAGAGGACAAGAAAAGAGUGCAAUAAUAAUAAUAACGUGAAUUAUAAAAAGGCCUUGGAUCAAAACAUUUCAGGAAAGAUAAACCACACAGCUGACUCAGUGCAUACAUGCAAACAGCUUUAGAGAGACUUAUCGUUUUUAAUAUUUUAAAAUGCAGCUUUUAUUCUAAAUUCUAUUAACCCAGGAUAAAAUGCUCACUUGCUAUAAGUGCAUUGAUGAUUGGGUUUCUUUUUCCACACGUUUGACUGGUGUGUUUUAUGG
Molecule: messenger RNA, 3699 nt
Organism: Danio aesculapii
Lineage: Eukaryota; Metazoa; Chordata; Actinopteri; Cypriniformes; Danionidae
Product: mucin-2
Exons: 14
Coding region: 182-3418 (1078 amino acids)
Biological process (GO): cell-cell junction assembly
Source: RefSeq, a predicted model, not a curated record